AUGAGAUGGCGUCAGGAGGCUGUGGGACCAGAGCCCAGCAGCAUAGUAGUGAGCAGCAGUGGCUGUGCGGUGUCAAGUGGGGCCUGUCCUAACCAGACAGCUCCUGUGGAGGGUGGACGGCUUCGGCUGUGUCCAGCUACCCCUGAUUUCUGUCUGGCUCCCUCAUCUCCUCAUCAUUUCAGUGAGCCAUCCAGCAGCCUUCCAUGGCCUGGGAGCCAGGUCUCAAGGCCCAGGGCUGGUGUGUGGGUGGUGUCCACACAUAGAAGCUCACAUUUGCCCGUGCUGCUACAGCUGGUGAAGCAGCCCCAUCUAAAUACGUGGAUACCUGGUGCGUUAGCGACCUGGGGUUUGAAGAGUACCUAUUAUGUGGCAGAUACUGUGAUAGCUCCGAGAAAGCCUCAGCCAUUGAGGACUACAGUGUUCUGGAAGCCUCGAAGGAGGAGAAAGCCUGGAGCAAGGGAAGGGGGUGCCCAAAAGGGACAGAUGUUGGAGAAGACUCCAGUGCCUGGAGCCACCCAAGAAAAUCCACUGCUUUCAUGUCCUGAGGCUUCUCAGCCAAGCAUGACUUUCCUCAUCCUGUCUCCAGGAGGAGGAUUUCAUUCUCAAGAUUCCUGCUGGGCAGUGAGCUUUAGGGCAGCCAGGAGUGCCCGAGGAGUGUCACACACACCCCACCUGUGAGUGGGGGUGGAUUGCGGGUGUCCGCUCCAGCUUGGCUCUCAGCUUGCCCUCUGCUCCCUCACCGGUGGGAUCGAGCCCAGCACGGAGCUCUGCGCUCGGCAUGCAGUCUGCUUGUCCCCUCCCUCUGCUCCUCAUGCUGUCUCUCUCACGCAUGUACGGGCAUGUUCUCUCUCUCUCUCGAAUAAUAAAGUCUUCUUUAAAAAAUUAAAAAGAAAAAACAGAGUUUUAAGCAGGGGAAUAGCAUUUCUAAUUCAUAUUUUAACAGAAUCACUGUGACUAUUGUUGAAGUGAGGAGACCAGUCAGCAGGCUA
Molecule: messenger RNA, 989 nt
Organism: Canis lupus familiaris (dog)
Lineage: Eukaryota; Metazoa; Chordata; Mammalia; Carnivora; Canidae
Exons: 4
Coding region: 1-678 (225 amino acids)
Source: RefSeq, a predicted model, not a curated record